AUGGCGAUCUGUACUUAUAACGCACGUACGCUUGCAUCGGAAGCGGCCAUCGAAGAUCUGAUGAUGCAAGCCAAGAAGAUCAAGUACGACGUCAUCGGACUGACCGAGACGAGACGACGUCACCCUCUCAACGCCGUAUAUGAAGCUGGAGAAGAACUGUUCUUAGGAACAUGCGACAGUAGAGUUGUUGGUGGAGUUGACGUCCUCGUCAACACGAGUAUGGCAAAGAACAUCGACUUUUUUGAACAACUUACGACCCGAAUCGGACGUCUGCGGAUGAGAAGAUGUGGCCCAACACCAGAUUUGACUAUCUUCGUCGGUUACGCUCCAACAUCAAGGUACGAAGAAGAAAAAGUCGAAGCUUUCUGUAUGGACCUGGAGAAGUAG
This is a messenger RNA of Necator americanus (New World hookworm), 387 nucleotides long. RefSeq lists its product as uncharacterized. Lineage: Eukaryota; Metazoa; Nematoda; Chromadorea; Rhabditida; Ancylostomatidae. The transcript has a single exon. Bases 1 to 387 code for a protein of 128 amino acids. The record is from RefSeq and is a predicted model, not a curated record.